Messenger RNA from Ostrinia furnacalis (Asian corn borer), 3839 nucleotides. RefSeq names its product zinc finger protein 37. Lineage: Eukaryota; Metazoa; Arthropoda; Insecta; Lepidoptera; Crambidae. Gene Ontology annotation, cellular component: nucleus. The record is from RefSeq and is a predicted model, not a curated record. Gene Ontology annotation, molecular function: RNA polymerase II cis-regulatory region sequence-specific DNA binding; DNA-binding transcription activator activity, RNA polymerase II-specific. Bases 548 to 2803 code for a protein of 751 amino acids. The transcript is spliced from 2 exons. Gene Ontology annotation, biological process: regulation of transcription by RNA polymerase II.
CGUAGUUUGAUGAUAAAAUAAGCUGAAGUUUUUCUUGUCAUUGUAAUCAUCAUUAUUCUACGAUUCCUGCGUUUCCUUCCUGUUGACUCGUUCGUUCGUUCACUCGGUCAUUCAUUCACUCAUAAAAUGUUUCGAGUUCGUGUGUGAGGCUUCUUGCGUAGCGCUUAAUUUCGUAUUUUUCAAUUGUUUUCAUUAGUACACAAAGGAGAUCGCGUGCUGAUUAUAAUGAGUGGUCAAGUGAAGUGUUGUUUACAUUGUUUAUGAGUGUCGAAGCGGUCUGUAUAUCGGACAAGGCAGCGAAGAUGUUCCCACACCGCUCGCACACAAAGGCUGCGUCCUUCACAUAUUAGCUAUUACAUCUAGCCAGACCGCCGUCGUUGUUUGAACAACUCGUUAUCUACACGGCGCUGAUAGUGCGAGGUGAUUAUACAAAUGCUAACGAUGCAUCGCAUGUAAGUACGUAGGCUCUACGAGCCAUAAGAACUUACUAACAUCAAGGUGGCGGUGCUUAUAACUUAGAAACUCCAGCUUACUAAUAGUCAAGAAUAUGGCUAAUAUAAAGAGUAGACAUUCACCAAAAAGUCCUAAAAAAGGACACAGUGCAACCCAAACUGCAACAACAACAAGUAAUGCAAUUGAUACAAUUACAGUCAUGAAAAAUAACUUGAAACUGAUGACAUCUGACGCUAGAAAAAAAAGUGUGGAAGUUAAACCAAGGCUUAGAAUACCUAACUACUUCAAUUUUAAGGCGAAGGCCCUAAGGAAAGAUAUUAAUUUAGUAUCAGACAGAGGAAGGAUUAAAAAGAAAUACAAGGAAAAAUUAAAGCUCGUUAAUGACAUCUUAAAAAGUGAACUUCUUAUUAGUGGCAGCGACACAGAAAAGAGUACAAUAUCAACCCUAUCAACAACAAGCAAAUUGCCCAAGAAAAAACAUGUCCACAACAAUAAUGAUAUCGGAAUAAGUGACCACAAUCAAAGUAAAAACAUAUCAAAUGCCAAUCAAAAAUUUGAAAGUAAUAAAAAUGAUAAACAAGUAAAACUUAAACCUAGAAAGGAGCAAAAGUUAAAUCCUAAAUUCCAAUCUCAGACGAGUUCUACGGAGCAGGUUCCAUUAAUAAAUGUUUCCGUUUCUUUGAAAAAUAUAAACCUUGAUAACCUGGUAAAAUCUAAGCCUAGAAAGGAACAAAAAAUAAAUGGUAAAUCCCAAACUCAGCCAGAUUCCAUAGAACAAGUUCCGGCAGAAAAAGUUUCAUCAUCUUUAGAAACCAAUAAGAAUAAUAAAGUAGCAAAAUCUAAGCCCAGAAAGGAGCAAAAGGCUAAUCCUAAAAAUCAAGCAAGUUCUAUUGAAGAUGUUCCAACAUUUAAAAAACCCAAAAAAAUAUAUAAAGCAGUAAAAUCAAACUCUAAAAAGGAGAAAAAAAAUAUUCCUGAACUUCAAACUCAGCCAAGUUCUAUACGAGAUCCAUCAGAAGAUAUUCCAGGAUCUCUAUAUGAGUGUGACCACUGCAGUAAAACUUUUGCAAAGAAAAAGCUAAUUGAGAGACAUAUGUAUGGUCAUCUGAAUUUGAAACCGUUCAAAUGUAGUUUUUGUAAGAAGAAAUUCCGAUAUGAUAUAAAUAUGCAAGUUCACGUUAUGAGACUACAUGGUACCCAGGACUGUGACUCACUGGAUGAGUACAGAUGCGAUAUCUGUGAAGAGGUAUUCAUGUUCCAAGAAACUUUGAACAGCCACCUAAAAAAUCAUGUAAGAAAAGCAAACUUUUUCAAGUGCAUCGUCUGUGAGAAAAAGUUUGCUGAAAAUUAUCUAUUGACUGAACAUGAGAAGACACAUUUACAAAAUGGACGGUAUCAAUGUCCAAUGUGUGACAUGAACUAUGGCAUACGCAACCACUUUGAAGCUCAUCUUAAAGGCCAUUCAAAAAUAAAAGACUAUAUUUGUCAGUACUGUGGCAAGGAGUUCUUACGACUUAAUUCCAUGCAGAGGCAUGUGCAUGUGUGCCAUAGUGGCCAUAGAUUUCAAUGUCCUAUAUGUAAGAAAAAGCUGAAGGGUCAUCUUACUGAGCAUAUGAGAACCCAUGACAAGAAGAGGCCUCAUGAAUGUGAUGUGUGUGGUCAGCGCUUCACACAGUCCACUCAACUGAAUGUCCACAUGCGAUCACAUACCGGUGCCAGGCCAUAUCCAUGCAGGAUUUGUAACAGGAAUUUCUCUCAUUCCAAUGCUCUGAUGCUUCACAUCAGGCGUCACACUGGUGAAAAGCCAUUCCCUUGUGCCAUGUGCCCAUUAAUGUUUUCUCAGUUACCACACAUGAAAGCCCACAUGAAAAACAUACAUGGCAAGGAAAAUGCAUACAAAUGUGAAAAAUGCACACAGUUUUUCAAACUGAAAAACGAUUUGGAGCGGCACAUAAAAACCUGUGCAGUUGGUGAGAAAAAAUCUAAGCGUAAAAGAACCCAGGACGAUCAGGAAGAUGAGGAAAUUGAAGUUGAGUCUGUCAUGACUCUAUCUCGAAUGAGAUAUCUGCUGGCUCUUCUGCUUACCAUCAUAGCCACCAAAGACAAACUGAAAUAUUUAGGUUUCAACAAACGCCUCAUAGAUGACCUGCUGAUAGAAUCUCUUGAGGCUAUGGGCAUAGAGCCAUGCAUGGACGAAUCUCUCACGGAAUUCAAAAGGCUGAAGAUCAAUAUUGAGAUGUUUAUCGAAGGGACAGUACCCGAUGAAGAGCUAGAGAAGUUGAAAAAUGAGAACCGAACCACAGAAGAGCUAUUAGAACUACUGACCGACGAGAAGAAAAAACAAGCAUGAAGAAUUUAUUAAUAGGUAAAGUUUUAAAAGCUGAUCAUAUGACAUUUUAGUAACUUUGAUUUUAAUUACAGUGUACUGAUACUUCUUUGGUCACCAGUAAUGUUACGACAUUAGGUAUUAUACAGCUUUUAGGGCUGAAGUAGUGUAUUCGAAGGUAUUAUUCGCCUGCAAUCCUGUAUUGUCGCAAAGCUACUUUCUUUUAUCAGCGACGAGUUUAGUUGCGAAAUGUUUAUACUAACGCAGUUGCUAGAAAUCGCCGAUACUAGAAAGAAACAUCAUGCUUUGGCCCUUAUUUGAUUUGAAAACUAUGACAGCUGGUUAAUAUAUUGAACAUUUAAUUUAAAAUUACUGGUAUUCGUUUGUUUGUACUCUCAAUCAUUGCAUGACAGAGUGAGGUUGACUUUAUUGUGAGUUCAUAUAACUUUAAACACUAAUAUCACCUUUGGAUUGUAAGAAUAAGGAUGUUAUUUGAAAGCAAUGAUGCUACGGUAUCGCGUACCUGUAUAAAUAUUUUUUUACAUAAAAAUUACGAGACAGAACAAUUAAUUGAAGUACUAAAAUGUCAGCAAUAGUAUUGUAUCCACAUAUUUUAUUACAUCUAUUUUUAUAUUGAAUACAUACAUACAUAAUAAUUUAUUUUUAUUGUAAAACGUCCUAUCUUUACUGAGGUCUACUAUUAAAUCAUCCAUAAAGUAGAUAUUUUAGUAUAACACUUACAAGUAAGUAAAUGGAGUUUACAAUUUAAUAGAUUUAGCACAUACAUAUUACAAAUUAGUAGAUUUUGUAGUAUUUAUAUUUAGUAACUUAUUAUGCAUGAUUUUUAGAGUAUUGUCUACCAUAAUAACAUUAUUUUAUUUAUUAUUCACUAACUUUCCUGAACGACUACAUCACUAGUAAUAACUGCAAAUCAGUAGUUGUAUGUACUUGUGUAGACUGUGUAAGUCCAUGUGUAUAAAUAAGUCUUGUAUCGGCUCUGCAAAAGCGGAACGUGUAAAUUCGCCGCUAGAGGCGCUGCCGCGAUAUUUGCAAUUUCUCU